CAAAAAAAAAAAAGAGCGAUACCCUAGAUCGGGGGCAUGGCUCCCAGCGGGGGCUUGGCGGCGGCUGUGGCUUUGGCCCAGGCUUGGUGGCGCCCGGAGUUGGCGAGCGCGCGGCCACGGGCGCCCUCGAUGGGGGAGCGGCGGCUGGCAGCUUCAGCGGUGGCGCGGCAAGGGACGCGGCGGCCGGCCUCGGCUGGCAAGCGCCUAGGGCUGCGGCGGCGUGCCCAGGGGCGUGGCGACGGCCGCCCCCGGCGUGCACGCGUCAAAGGGCACGGCGCCAGGCGGCCUCGGCAGGGGUGCUGAUGCGACUGGCCGUGGCGGGGCGGGCACCAGUGGGGCAGGAACUAGCGGCACAGGACCGAGCGGCCCACCCCGUGCAGCUGCUUCCUCCCGUGCUGCAGAGCCCGAAUGGCUAAGACCAGAAAUGGAUCCAAAUGCAAGUUACUUACUAGAAAUAAAACUGAUUGGAAAUCGGAAAAAGGCAAGAAAGGAUGUGCAAUGUUUCAGUUUUGAGCAAAUUAUUGAUUCAGACUUGACAAACUAUAAGGAUUUAGUUGAAUCAAUUGUGGAUAAGUAUCCGCCGGGUUAUUUAGAAAUUCCUCAUGUUCAAUACUAUGAUGCUAAUCUAGACACCUAUCCACAAGUGAAUUCUGACUAGGAGUUGAUGGAUAUGUUCGAGAAACACUGUAUGUCCAAGGUUGUGCUGAUGUUUGUUGUGUAUUGUGAUCCCUCUGAACCAUAUGAACCAAUUAGUGAAUGGCAUGGAGUGCAAAAGCAAGGUAACAGCAAUGUAGAAAAAGAUAAAGAUGACUACCUUUGCCACCUUGUUGCAGAGAAUGAGCAUGUUGGUGUGGAUGAGGAGGUCCUGUACCUAGGUGAUGCACCUAUCAAUGUGGUUGCUUGUUGCAAUGCAGAGAAUGAUAAAGAGUACUGUUCUGAUGAUGACAGUGAGGACAUACGUGAGAUGGAGUCUGAAUCUGAAGUAGAGGUUGAUGAGGACAUAUUAGGCCAUGAGGCAGAUCAUAUCCCAAAUGUAGAGUACGACAAGGAAGACCCACCAAUGUCAGUAGGUACCUCAUAUCCUAGCAUGAAAGAGUUGAAGUUGGCACUUUCUCAGCAUGCUGUAAAACAUGAAUUUGAGUACAAUACGGCGAAGAGUGCACCACACAGAUUUAGGGCAUAUUGUUCAAGGAGGGAUAAAGAUAAGUGCCGUAGAGAGAAAAUCUGCUCAUGUUUCAACUCUAAACACCUUUCUUUCCUGAUACUAGCCAAAACUUGGAUACUGAAACAAACAAAAAGAAAAAACAUGGCAACUCUACUUCUAGAUCAUCAAAAAGCCAAAGCAUGGAGGUUACCAGUAAGAACAAGAGAAAGCAUGCCAACUCUAAUUCUGCAGGAACAAAUAGGUCAGGAGCUGGUUCAAGUCAACCUGAGCCUCUUUCAAUUGAGUUUGCUGACACUGAAGAUCAAUCAACUGUCAAUGCAAAGGCCAAACCAAAGGCCAAACCAAAGGCACCACAAAAUGCCAAAAAGAAAACAACUAUUCCUAUGCAGCCACUUGAUAGUCCUACAAUGGGCACCCGAAGCAAGAAAAUGGCUCCAGCAAGCCCUGCAAUGAGUACAAGAAGCAAAAGAAGACUUAGCUUGUGAUGAAUUUCUUGCAUAUGUUCUCUUUCUAUAAUGUAUGUGUGAACAACCUUAUUAGUACUCUGUUUAUGCAUCAAUUUGGAUGUUUGUGUGAACUGAAAUGCAUGUGUGAACCUUAUCUAUUUGGGAUCCUAAUUUAUUGGUCAUGAUGUAUCUAUCAACUCCAUGUGUUA
Molecule: messenger RNA, 1820 nt
Organism: Panicum virgatum (switchgrass)
Lineage: Eukaryota; Viridiplantae; Streptophyta; Magnoliopsida; Poales; Poaceae
Exons: 4
Coding region: 665-1618 (317 amino acids)
Source: RefSeq, a predicted model, not a curated record